AGCAGUGUCGGCUCGAGCCGCCAUUUUCUUGCAUCCGGUUCAGGAAGGAGGCCCAUGCGGAGGCGAACGAGGGGAACGAACAGCGGACCAGUGGACUUCCGCAGCGUGGCACCCGUGCCGUCGAAGGCUGUGCCAUAUGGCUCCAGCCCUUUCAUAGCUUGCCAUUUCUGGAAGUGCACCGGCGAAGUGCCAAAUGGGCAGCACAUCUGAAGGCCUUCCUGCGCGGAUACGAGAAACCUUCGCUGGCCAGACAAGCAGCUAAAAAGAGCUGCCCCGGCGGUACUCAGACCCGAAGCGUGGCUUUUCAAUCCAAUGACGAGUUGGAGCAACUGCUGAAGGCUGAACAAGCUCGCCAGCAGCAACGAAGCUGGAUCCCAGAUCUACGGCGAGCUGCCACUAUCGAUGACCUGGCGGCCAAUGAGAUCAACCGAGAUCGCUGCGGGGAGGAGGCCAUCACCUUGACCAGCGAUCUGAACCCUUUGUUCGCUGACGCCUUGGUGCGCUUCGGCGCCCUCCGAAACGAGGUCAUGGACCGGGCCCAGGAUCGCCGAGAGAAAGCGGAUCGCCUUCUCUCGCACAUGACCAACCAGGUUCGGUACGGCAUCAAAAAGAAAUUAAGGUCUGCCACAACUCCGCAGACGCUUCCAGAAGUGGAGGAGUCCUCUGACUCCACCGACGUCGAAGAGCUUGAAACGCAGCACCGGGAGAAGCGACUUCAGCGGAGGCGCUUACGCAAGUCGGUGGCGAAGUUUGACAGGUGGAUGGCGGACUAUUUACACCGGGAGGGCCUGAAGCCGGCACCGGCACCGCCCUGGCACUCCCGCGCCUCCCGGCCCAGCACCGCGCCCGCGGUGCGGCCAUCGGAGGUGGCCCGAGGAGGGCCACGGAGAAAACAGGAUGUCUUGAACUGAGGGUGAGUCGAGAAC
Molecule: messenger RNA, 926 nt
Organism: Durusdinium trenchii
Lineage: Eukaryota; Dinophyceae; Suessiales; Symbiodiniaceae
Source: the annotation of a GenBank genome assembly